Molecule: messenger RNA, 917 nt
Organism: Cuscuta epithymum
Lineage: Eukaryota; Viridiplantae; Streptophyta; Magnoliopsida; Solanales; Convolvulaceae
Source: the annotation of a GenBank genome assembly
ACGUCACUACACAACUAGGGCUUACAGAUCCACAGCCAUUUAAACUCGCGCACCCACUACUGGCAUAGUCUCUGCCGCCGAAAUAAGGUUUACAGGUGAGAGAGCGCUUCUCCGCAGUUGAUAGCCUCUUGUUGCCGAUCGGUCAUCGAAGGUUUCAACAUGUACACUGCAUUGCAGAAGAUUCACAAGGAUAAGGAUGCUGAGCCAUCUGAAUUUGAGGAGUCUGUUGCCCAGGCAUUGUUUGAUUUGGAGAACACUAACCAAGAUCUAAAGAGUGAUUUGAAGGACCUAUUCAUAAACUCUGCUGUUCAGAUUGAUGUAUCUGGAAACCGCAAAGCUGUUGUGAUCCAUGUCCCAUAUAGACUAAGGAAAGCCUACCGGAAGAUACAUCUUAGGCUUGUCAGAGAGCUCGAGAAGAAGUUCAGUGGGAAGGAUGUUGUUGUAGUUGCCACACGAAGGAUCGUGCGACCUCCCAAGAAGGGUGCAGCUGUACAGAGGCCGCGUUCCCGUACACUUACAGCUGUGCAUGAGGCUAUUCUUGAGGAUCUGGUGUACCCUGCUGAGAUUGUUGGGAAGCGCAUCAGAUACAGACUUGAUGGAUCAAAAAUAAUGAAGGUUCUAUUGGAUCCGAAGUUCAGGAAUGACACAGAAUACAAGUUAGAAACUUACUCUGGUGUCUACAGGAAGCUUUCCGGAAAAGAUGUAGUCUUUGAGUAUCCCAACCCUGAGGCGUAAUUGCCAUUUCACUUUUUUUGAAUAUUUCUGUUGGAUACACAUCUUGAAUUUAAGAAUGUCUGCUAUCAUUGCCUAGGUUGUCUGAAAUUUUGACUAUCGACUUUUAUGCGUUGACAAUUACUUUCUAAGUUCAGUAUUUAUGAAUGUUGAAAAUACCAUGCGCUGUACUGUUGAAUGGGAAA